Messenger RNA from Notolabrus celidotus (New Zealand spotty), 1867 nucleotides. RefSeq names its product nuclear prelamin A recognition factor-like (gene ciao3). NCBI's taxonomy places the organism in Eukaryota, Metazoa, Chordata, Actinopteri, Labriformes, Labridae. Gene Ontology annotation, cellular component: cytosolic [4Fe-4S] assembly targeting complex. The transcript is spliced from 11 exons. Gene Ontology annotation, biological process: iron-sulfur cluster assembly. Bases 56 to 1486 code for a protein of 476 amino acids. The record is from RefSeq and is a predicted model, not a curated record. Gene Ontology annotation, molecular function: 4 iron, 4 sulfur cluster binding.
AUAGCUAUUUACGACAGAAAAACAAACAAGACACACUUUACGGUAGUUUGUAACUAUGGCCUCUGUCUUCAGCGGUGUACUCCAGUUGACAGACCUUGAUGAUUUUAUCACCCCCUCCCAGGAAUGUGUCAAACCAGUUAAGGUAGAGAAGAAACAAGGUAAAUCUGUGGCCAAAAUUCAAAUAGAAGAUGAUGGCAGCUAUGUCCAAGUCAACCAGGAUGGUGGGAAGCAGAAGUUGGAAAGAGCAAAGAUCACAUUGAAUGACUGUUUGGCGUGCAGUGGCUGCAUCACCUCUGCUGAGAGCGUUCUCAUCACGCAGCAGAGCCAUGAGGAGCUCUUUAAAGUGCUGCGCAACAACAAGGCCAAUGCGGCAGAGCAGAAAGUGGUGAUAGUAUCGGUGUCACCACAAUCCAGAGCCUCUCUCGCAGCACGCUAUGACCUCAGUAGCAGUGAGGCCGGCAGGAGGCUCACAUCUUUCUUUAAAGGCCUUGGGGUUCAUCAUGUGUUUGAUACCAGCUUCAGUCGGACCUUCAGCCUGCUUGAGAGUCAGAGGGAGUUUGUGGAGCGUUUUCAGAGGAAGGAGCAGGACAGCAAGUGUUUUCCCAUGCUGACAUCAGCCUGUCCAGGGUGGAUUUGCUAUGCUGAGAAGACCCAUGGAGAGUUUAUUCUGCCUUACAUUAGUACCACUAGAUCCCCACAGCAGAUGAUGGGUUCACUGGUUAAAGGCUAUUUUUCUGAACAACAGGGGAUAAGUCCACAGCAGAUCUACCAUGUGGCUGUGAUGCCCUGCUUUGAUAAGAAACUUGAGGCCUCAAGGUCAGACUUCUACCUGGAUACAGCUGAGACUCGAGAAGUGGACUGUGUCAUCACCUCCGGAGAGGUUCAGAAAAUGCUGGAGGAGCAAAACGUGUCUCUUAGUGAAGUAGAGCCUGCACCCCUUGAUACAAUGUUCAGCAGUGUGAGUGGAGAUGAGUUCCUAAGCCAUGCUGGCAGUGGGUCAGGCGGUUACCUCCAUCAUGUUUUCAUGCAUGCAGCCAAGCAGCUGUUUGGGGAGGAGGUGAAGGAGCUCACAUACAAGACACUCAGGAAUAAAGAUUUUCAAGAAGUGACUCUUGAGAAAGAUGGAAAAGUCCUCUUGUGUUUUGCUUCCACUUACGGCUUUCGCAACAUUCAGAAUCUGGUGCAGAAACUCAAGAGGGGGAAGUCACCGUACCACUUUGUGGAAGUAAUGGCCUGUCCGUCAGGUUGUCUAAAUGGCGGUGGACAAGUGAAGCCGUUACCUGGUCAGGACCCAAAAGAGCUACUUCAGAAGGUGGAUGAGCUCUACAAGUCAGAGCGCCCCCUGACUCCAGAAGAUGAGUCUCGGGUGGCCGAGCUGUACCAGUCCUGGCUCCACAGUGUGGGGGAGGAGAAAGCCAAAGAGCUGCUGCACACGCAGUACCACACGGUGGAGAAGAUGACAAAUGGACUCGCUAUGAAGUGGUGACGAAUGCCUUUACUGUUUUAAUUGUUUUAUUUUGCCCGGAUGUGUUCCUGUCUCUCUUUAGAGUAUGGGAAAGGAUCAUGGACAAAGUUAAAUAUGUGAAGGUUUUUCAUCAGCUUGUGAACCACUGUUCUUCCAGUCCAGUAGUUGUCUGAGUCUGGCAGAGUAAGGCCUGGACGGUCAUGGCUUAUCAUGUAUGUGAUCUGAUAACUCUCACUAAUACUGCUGAUUGUGUUUCAUGUUAUCCAUUUUUCUGGUCCUGUCACAUGUCUAAUAUAUGAGCUAAAAUAACACCAAGCCCAACACAGUAUAAUCAUUCCCUGUUUAUUUAGCCUUAUGAUUAUAUGUAUGUAUAAAAAGAAAUAAAGACAUUAUUUAAUUCUA